CGAUACUGGCACGCCGCCGCUGACAUCAUGUGACCUCCCUCUCGCAGCUACACGGUUUUUUACCCAUCAUUAAAACAUUUCAUUUCCAGCAAAGCGGUAAACUGACUGCCACAAAAAAUUGAAAAAGGACGUUGUUAUAAUAGUCCCCAUGUUGUACUGAGUUCGGCCGUCAGAUCCUUUGUACGUUGUUCCAGCGCCUAAUCGGAUGGUCUACAGAGGAAAGCCCAGUCCUAGGUGUGGCCGGUGUAGGAUCAGGGGGCUCAGGUGUAGUCAAGAGAAACCCUCGUGUGCGCAAUGCAUCCGCGCCCGCGUGGAUUGCCCGGGGUAUCGUGACCUUCGAUCUCUGCUAUUUGUAGAUGAGACCAAAGAUGUUAGCAUCAAAGCUGAGAAGAAAGGUGUCACUAAAUAUAAGACCGAGAAAAGAGGCAAAUCGUCACGUGACUCCAACCAAGAGGCUUACAGAACGACUAUGAUAGCCCCGUUGCCGGAUCAGGAAUUGUUGUUCCCGAUACAUGAGCAAGCCUUAUGUUUUGUCUACCAAAACUAUCUCCAGAAAUGGCUAUGGCUGUAUGGGGAUGGCGCUGUACGAGAUGACAACUUGGCUUUGUCCUCGGCAAUAACCGCCUUAGGGCUAUCCGCCAUGGCAAACAUGAGAAUGAGCCCUCCACUGAUGAUGGCGGCACGCGAAGAAUAUACCAAGGCACUAGCAGCAACAAACCAGAACAUAAAGGAUCCAGUUUUAUCCAAAACGGACCAAACUUUAGUGGCAGUUAUGUUUUUAGGGAUGUUUGAAGUUGUAACAUAUACGGACCCAGAAUCCAUUUUCCGUUGGAUGAAACACAUAGAAGGAGCUACAAAAUUGCUAGAGUGGCGCGGAGAAGACCAACUUAAAAGCUCUCGCGGCUCACAUCUGUUUCGACUUAUGCGAGGUCAGAUAGUAACUCAUGAUAUCUUUAAAGAAAGCCAAACCUCUCCAAUAGUUAUAGAUCUAUCCCAGAAGGCUUGCGAUUCAGGAGAUGGAAGUGUCCAAUAUGCAGAUCAGCUGGCUAAUAUUAAUAUUCAGUUAUCUAGAUUAUGUGAAAAUAUCCGGUGUGGAGAGCUCGCUGAUCCUGCAGCUAGAAUUGGCUUUGCACUAGCACUUGAUGCUGAGAUGGAAGCCUGGUCAUCCAGUGUCCCGUGCAAAUGGGGAUUCGAGACCAUCACUCUUCCCUUGGAGAGCUUGAAUCGGAUGAACUCGGUGUUUGGAAUUUAUGGCAACAAAUACCAUAUAUAUAAGGAUUUAUACUCUUGCGGAGUCUGGAAUAACUGGCGGGGAGCUCGAAUGGUCCUCCACGAAAUCAUACUGAACAGCUGUAACUUACAGGAGGAGGUUGGCGGCGAUACCGAGCCUUCUGCGCAGCUAUUUGGGCACUCAAAAUUGGCGGCGCGGAGUGAGGCUGUUAUGAAAGUACUCAUUGAAGACAUUUGUGCCAGUGUUCCCUACCACUUUGGUAUCUCCAGCAACCAGUCAUCGAUGGAAUCGGUGGGCACGAAUGAACCUGCCACUGUUGCGGGACAUAUCUUAAUAUGGCCGUUAUUUUUAGCUGCUGACUCCAUCUUUGCCUCGCCGGAUCUCAAAAUUUGGGUAAUCAUGUGCUUGGAGAAAAUUGGGCAUGGCAUGGGAAUUGGCCAGGCUCUUGCCAUGGCUAAUUUGUUGCGCGAAGGUGCGGGAGUUCGCACCUGGAUUCAGCCAGCGGCGGCCCUCAUUAUUGACUAGUCAGCUUGGAAAUCAUAACAUUUAAGGUAUUCCGAUUUCCAUCCCUGGCAGGUGGAGAAGAGACUUGAUAAGUUACUUGACAUCACGUCACGUCGGUGUUAUUAACUUUGCUUAUUUAUGCGAUCAAACAGAAUGGAUUGAGUUUCGAGAGUUGGGGACAUGAGCUGCGUCUAUAGAAAAAUAUCUU
Messenger RNA from Talaromyces proteolyticus, 1943 nucleotides. Its product is annotated as Zn(II)2Cys6 transcription factor. Bases 206 to 1756 code for a protein of 516 amino acids. Gene Ontology annotation, biological process: regulation of DNA-templated transcription. Gene Ontology annotation, molecular function: DNA-binding transcription factor activity, RNA polymerase II-specific; zinc ion binding. The record is from RefSeq and is a predicted model, not a curated record. Lineage: Eukaryota; Fungi; Ascomycota; Eurotiomycetes; Eurotiales; Trichocomaceae. The transcript has 4 exons.